Messenger RNA from Oryzias melastigma (Indian medaka), 3131 nucleotides. It is a transcript of the gene lfng, whose product is annotated as LFNG O-fucosylpeptide 3-beta-N-acetylglucosaminyltransferase. Gene Ontology annotation, molecular function: O-fucosylpeptide 3-beta-N-acetylglucosaminyltransferase activity. Gene Ontology annotation, cellular component: Golgi membrane. NCBI's taxonomy places the organism in Eukaryota, Metazoa, Chordata, Actinopteri, Beloniformes, Adrianichthyidae. Bases 659 to 1732 code for a protein of 357 amino acids. Gene Ontology annotation, biological process: pattern specification process; regulation of Notch signaling pathway. The transcript has 8 exons. The record is from RefSeq and is a predicted model, not a curated record.
UUUUCAAAAUUGAACAAAACUCAACUGAUUUCUUUAUUUUUUUGUCCAAAAAGACUUAUUAGCAAGUUAUGACUUAUAUUAAAUAGACAUCAUGAGAGUAUUAGUUCCUUUUUCACUCAAAAAAUUUAAGAUAAUAAAUAGAUAAAUUUUAAGAAAUGCAUAUAUAUAAAAAUAAAAUAAAUAAAUAAAGUUAGGAAGCUAUUACACAUACAUUGCUAAAAUGGGAAAAAAACAUCUCACGUAAUAAAAUUGGACAAAUUACAACUAAUUUAGGAGUUCUUUGAAUUUUUUGGGGAAAAUAAAAAUAAAUGAAGACUUGUAUGCAAUUUAUUUCUUACAGUAAAUAGACAUAAUGAGAUAAUUAACUCAUUUUUAAUUUAAAAAUAAGUUGUGUACUGUUAAAUAAAAAAAUAUUUAAAAAAAUCAGGAGAAAAAAAACCCUCUUGCUCAAUCUCAAAAACGUGGGCGUGGCGUCCCUCCUAGAGGGCGUGGCUAUGCUGACAGCUUAUAAAUGUCUCUGCUCCUCCUCUGGAGGAGUAUUUGUCAUGGUUUCUAGAGGAGUGUGAGUUUCUCCCGUGGUUCUGCGUCAGGACACAACACCGUAUGGACUUUGUAUCUUCAGCUCUGUUGACAGUUAGAAUAGAUUUGAAGCUCCAACAUGCUGAAGAAUAACGGGAGGAAGGCGGCCGUGUCCGCCGCCUGCACGGCGGGGCUCUGCCUGCUGCUGCUCCUCGCGCUCCUCGCCCUGCAGCAUCCGCGCGCUCAGGUGCCCGAGCAGGUGAGCCAGGACGGCGCGCGCCCGGGAAACGAGAGGAAAGGAUUUUCGGCGUAUUUCAGCACACUGGCGCGCGCCAGGAGGGAAGUGGAGAAUCCCAGCGCACCGCCAGCAUCGGGAGAUCCUCCUCCGGCUGAGGACAUCAGCGUGGAGGACGUCUUCAUCGCGGUGAAGACCACCAAGAAGUUCCACCAGUCCAGGUUGAAGCUGCUCCUGGACACGUGGAUCUCCAGGAAUGCGCAGCAGACGUAUGUUUUCACCGAUGGAGAGGAUGAGGAGCUGAAGAAGAAAAUUGGGAGUCAUGCAGUCAACACCAACUGCUCUGCAGCUCACAGCCGGCAAGCGCUCUCCUGCAAGAUGGCGGUUGAAUACGACAAGUUCAUAGAAUCUGGAAAAAAGUGGUUCUGCCACGUAGACGACGACAACUACGUGAACGCUCGGGCUCUGGUGAAGCAUCUGUCGCAGUACCAGCACACCCAGGACAUGUACAUCGGCAAACCCAGUCUGGACCGGCCCAUAGAGGCCACGGAGAGGCUGGGGGACAAUAAAAUGAAACCGGUCAACUUCUGGUUUGCGACUGGAGGGGCGGGUUUCUGCGUGAGCCGAGGUCUGGCUCUGAAGAUGAGUCCGUGGGCCAGUGGAGGUCACUUUAUGAACACGGCGGAGAAAAUCCGACUUCCCGACGACUGCACCAUCGGCUACAUCAUCGAGUCGGUUCUCGGGGUCCAUCUGACCCGCAGCAACUUGUUCCACUCCCACCUGGAAAACCUUCAGCAGGUGUCCAGAUCGGAGAUUCACAAACAGAUCACCCUCAGUUAUGGGAUGUUCGAGAACAAGAGUAACAUCAUCAGUUUGAAAGGGGCUUUUUCUGUGGAGGAGGAUCCAUCGAGGUUCAAGUCUGUGCACUGUCUCCUGUACCCAGACACUCCGUGGUGUCCCCCCCAGGUUGCCUUCUAGGGCGACCGCUCCUUCCUCAUCCUCGUCCCCGUCGCCUCGGUAUCUGAAAGGCUCGCGGGGACCAGCGUUUUGUAUUGGACCGAGUGGCUGCUGCGUUCUUCCUGCAGUGGCGUGCGGUCUUUAAUGGUUUUACUGGGCUGCUGUGCGGCCCGCCUCUGGACUUUGUUCCUUCCUGUCUGGAGCCGGAACGUCGUCCCCUAAUCUUGGGGCGGAAGAUUCCGGCUUAUUUUGGGGAGGAAGUUGCUUUCAGCGUUGAGCUUUUGCAAGCAAUCUGUUGAGCUUUGUGAUGUAUGUGUUGCUUGUAUAUGUAUCUGCAAUUCUCAUAGAAUGUAUCCACAUAUAUUCAAGCCUUUUUUGCCAGCUUUACAUUAACUUUAGCUUUUAAAAGUGCAAAGCCGCUCCGGUUUUGCUCCUUCGUUUAGCUUCUUUAACGCCGAGGACUCCGGAUAAAAGCUCUAAUAUGAAGAUGUUGAAGAUUUUAAGUGAACAGUGUUUCUCUAAUGGCUUGAGCUGGCUUAUGGCGGAUUUCCAAAUGCAUUCUUUGGGGUUUUACUCUGAAGUUUACCAGGAUAAAGCACUUUUUUUUUCCUUUUUUUUAAAUAUUUCAUGGUGAAGCAAACCUGUUUACGUCCUUAACAAAAUAACCCCCUCAAAAUAGAAUUUCCUCUUUAUUUCUAUGUAUUUAAAACACUCCUUGCAUUUGUUACAAUCAGGGAAAUGUUGUAAGUGGAAAAUAUUUUAUCUUUGAGGGUUACAAUCAGUGAAAAGUCUAAAAAAAAAAAAGAAAAAAAUUGCACAUUUGUGUCAGAAAUGAGCUGCAUCUCUCGCCUCUGAAGAAUCACUGACUUCAUUUCUGAGUCUUACAUGUAUUUUGAAGACUAAAAAGCAGUGGGGGCUUGUGAUCAACAGUAACGUGUAAUCUGAGCUGCAGUCCAAGUUUGCACAAAAGACUAGGAGCUCCUCUGUUGUUAUCAUCAACAGUAUUGUGCUCUAUUUACACAUAAUAUUGACUGGUUACUGUUGAUGCCUGUGAGGCGAGAGCGGCAUCCGCCAUUUCACACAGAGGCGUUCAUUACCUCUGUUUUCUAUCACCCACGUUGGGUUAACCUCUAAUUGCAGUACUGUGUACUGCGCUUUUGUUCUGUUAAGUAGUCCCUGUAUAUGCUUAGACUUUUUUUUUUUGUUUUGUGGGUCACUUUUUUUAACAACCCGUCCAGUUUUUUUUUUAUUGCUUUGAACUGUGGUGAUUAUUCUCCAGUAUCUGGAGUGUUUUAACGGUUUUCCAUCCUAAUACUGGCUUCUCAGGGAUUAUAUGAGCUGAUCCUGGUAGUAACUACCGUGGGACCCACGGUGGCACCGAGAACUCUGAAUAAAAUUGCAUAACCACUGAGAAAUUUCC